Messenger RNA from Saimiri boliviensis boliviensis (Bolivian squirrel monkey), 2533 nucleotides. The record is from RefSeq and is a predicted model, not a curated record. Lineage: Eukaryota; Metazoa; Chordata; Mammalia; Primates; Cebidae.
AGGCAUGGCAUGAGCCACCGCGCCCAGCCUAUCUGGGCAUUUUAAAAGGGCUUUUUCCCAAGUGUCACAUGUGCAGCCAAGUCCCUGCCUUCUCGGGACGUGGGGAAGGGUAAGCAGCUGUAAUCACUGCACCACAUUAUUCUGAACCCUCGGCACUAAAGUUUCCAGCUGCAAUUUGGAGCCUAGUGACCCUAGGGACUGUGUGCCAUGUGCCAAGGCUGGAAUGGGGCUCCCAAACAUGCCUUGGUGUCCUCUGGAGGACAGAGAAGGUGACGGUGCUGGGGUCCUGCUGGUAAGGGCAGCGGGCAGGGCGGCUGGGCCUGCAGAUCUGGGUGAUGGCCUGUGACUUGGCCCUCUGGGUGAGAGAUGGAGAGACCUGGAGAAAGGGCAUGGCGGAGGGGAGCCCUGCAGAUGUGGGGACACCCGAACCCUCCUAUGGGGUGUAACCCGAGCCCUCGGACACAGGGUGCACAGGAUGUCUGCAGUCCUCACCCCUGACCUGUCCCUCCCCCUCCCAGCGCCCCUCCCUGGCCUCUUUGCAUAAAGCCUGGCAGGCUGGGCCUCAGGUCAGGCCCAUGGUCAUGGCCUUCACAGACCUGCUGGACGCCCUGGGCGGUGUGGGCCGCUUCCAGCUCCUCCACACGGCGCUGCUGCUGCUACCCUGCAGCCUGCUGGCCUGCCACAACUUCCUGCAGAACUUCACGGCCGCUGUGCCCCCCCACCACUGCCGGGGCCCCGCCAACCACACUGAGGCCACCAACGACUCGGGGAACUGGCUGAGGGCCACGGUACCCCUGGACCAGCUUGGGGCCCCGGAGCCAUGCCGGCGCUUCACGAAACCUCAGUGGGCCCUGCUGAGCCCCAACUCCUCUCUCCCGGGAGCAGCCACAGAGGGCUGCAAGGACGGCUGGGUCUAUAACCGCAGUGUUUUGCCGUCCACCAUCGUGAUGGAGUGGGAUCUGGUGUGUGAGGCCCGCACUCUCCGAGACCUGGCUCUCAUGGCCGGGGUGCUGGUGGGGGCUGCGGUGUUUGGCAGCCUGGCAGACAGGCUGGGCCGCAAGGUGCCCCUGGUCUGGUCCUACCUGCAGCUGGCAGCUUCGGGGGCCGCCACAGCGUACUUCAGCUCCUUCAGUGCCUACUGCGUCUUCCGGUUCCUGAUGGGCAUGACCUUUUCUGGCAUCAUCCUCAACUCCCUUUCCCUGGUUGUGGAGUGGAUGCCCACCCGGGGCCGGACUGUGGCGGGCAUCUUGCUGGGGUACUCCUUCACCUUGGGCCAGCUCAUUCUGGCUGGGGUCGCGUACCUGAUUCGCCCCUGGCGGUGCCUGCAGUUUGCUGUCUCGGCUCCUUUCCUGAUCUUUUUCCUCUAUUCUUGGUGGCUUCCAGAGUCAUCCCGCUGGCUCCUCCUGAACGGCAAGUCCAAGUUAGCUGUCCAGAACCUGCGGAAGGUGGCUGCAAUGAACGGGAGGAAGGAGGAAGGGGAAAGGCUGACCAAGGAGGUGGUGAGCUCCUAUAUCCAGAGAGAGUUUGCGAGUGUCCGCACCUCCAACUCAAUCUUGGACCUCUUCCGAACCCCGGUCAUCCGCAAAGUCACGUGCUGUCUCAUGGUGAUCUGGUUCUCCAACUCCAUGGCUUACUACGGCCUGGCCAUGGACCUGCAGAAGUUUGGGCUCAGCCUAUACCUGGUGCAGGCCCUGUUUGCAAUCAUCGACAUCCCGGCCAUGCUGGUGGCCACCGCCACCAUGAUUUACGUGGGCCGCCGGGCCACAGUAGCCGCCUUCCUCAUCCUAGCUGGGCUCAUGGUGAUCGCCAACAUGUUUGUGCCGGAAGGCCUGCAGAAUCUGCGCACGGCUCAGGCAGCGCUGGGCAAAGGCUGCCUGGCCAGCUCCUUCAUCUGCGUGUACCUGUUUACGGGCGAGCUGUACCCCACGGAGAUCAGGCAGAUGGGGAUGGGCUUCGCCUCGGCCCAUGCUCGCCUCGGGGGCCUGGCAGCGCCCCUGGUUACCACACUUGGAGAGUUCAGUGCCAUCCUGCCACCCAUGUGCUUCGGAGCCACUGCAAUCCUGGCCGGGCUGGCUGUCUGCUUCCUGACCGAGACCCGCAACGCGCCCCUGAUGGAGACCAUCACGGCGAUGGAGAGGAGGGUCAACGAAGGCUCUUCCAAGAAGAGUGAAGAAAUGUCUCUUCAGCAGCUGAGAGCAUCUCCCCUCAAAGAAACCAUCUAAGCUGCCUGGAACCUGGUGCUUGCUGGCAGCACCUGAGCCAUGUGCAGACGGCUCCCUGGGGGUUUCUCCCGGGAGCCCCUGGGGACACGGGUAGUGAGCUGGAGGAAAGGUCACUGAAAACAUCCUGGCUCCCUUACAGAGCCACCCACAAGCCAGGGCUGCUUGGAGUGAAACCCCACCAGCAACAGCCAAUCUGCAUUACAAAUGCCAGAAAGCCAGGAGAAGCCAGUCCCAGGGACCAAAGGAGAGACUGUUUUCCUUUCCCAUCCCCAAUCUGCCCCUUAAAAUGUCUCUAUGUUAGUUCAUUCUGA